AUGCAAAACCAAAGUUUUGACGUUGAGUUCAUCUUCCUGGGACUUUCACAGAAUCCACAUGUUCAGAAACUGGUAUUUGCUGUAUUUCUGCUCAUCUACAUUGCCACUGUAGGGGGCAACUUGCUGAUUGUGGUGACCAUCAUCAGCACUCCAGCUCUACUGGGCUCCCCCAUGUACUUCUUCCUGGCAUUCCUGUCCUUCCUGGAUGCUUGCUUCUCUACUGUCAUUGCCCCCAAGCUGAUUGUGGAUUCUCUCUAUGCGAAGCAUCCUAUGACAUUUGGAGCCUGCAUAACCCAGCUCUUCUUUGGACACUUUUUUGCUGGCGUGGAGGCGAUUGUCCUCACAUCCAUGGCCUAUGACAGAUACGUGGCCAUUUGCAAACCCUUGCACUACUCUUCCAUCAUGAACUGGAGGCUCUGUGGUCUUCUGAUUGGAGUAGCCUGGGCAGGGGGCUUUCUGCAUUCCAUCAUACAGAUUUUCUUUGUUUUACAGCUGCCAUUCUGCGGCCCCAAUAUCAUUGACCAUUUUAUGUGUGACUUACAUCCUUUACUGGACCUUGCCUGCACUGAUACUCAUGUCUUUGGUCUGUUUGUGGUCGCCAACAGUGGAUUUAUCAGUAUACUAAUCUUCUCAAUGCUGCUGGUCUCCUAUGGUGUCAUCUUAUUCUCCCUGAGAAACCAUAGCACUGAAGGGCAGAGGAAAGCCCUCUCUACCUGUGGAUCUCAUGUUGCUGUUGUGGUUUUGUUCUUUGUCCCCUGUAUAUUUGAAUAUGCACGACCUCCAACUGCUUUCUCCUUUGACAAAAUAAUAGGUAUUUUUUACACCAUCCUCACUCCUUUGUUCAAUCCUUUGAUUUAUACAUUCAGAAAUAAGAAAAUGAAAAAUGCUAUGAAGAAAUUAUGUAACCGAUUCAUGAUUACAUCCUAUGAAACAUAA
Messenger RNA from Erinaceus europaeus (western European hedgehog), 936 nucleotides. RefSeq names its product olfactory receptor 4C15-like. The transcript has a single exon. Gene Ontology annotation, biological process: G protein-coupled receptor signaling pathway. The coding region runs from base 1 to 936 and encodes 311 amino acids. Lineage: Eukaryota; Metazoa; Chordata; Mammalia; Eulipotyphla; Erinaceidae. The record is from RefSeq and is a predicted model, not a curated record. Gene Ontology annotation, molecular function: olfactory receptor activity; G protein-coupled receptor activity. Gene Ontology annotation, cellular component: membrane.